Monomorium pharaonis (pharaoh ant) is the source of this 1759-nucleotide messenger RNA. RefSeq names its product beta-1,3-glucan-binding protein. NCBI's taxonomy places the organism in Eukaryota, Metazoa, Arthropoda, Insecta, Hymenoptera, Formicidae. The record is from RefSeq and is a predicted model, not a curated record. Bases 273 to 1691 code for a protein of 472 amino acids. Gene Ontology annotation, biological process: carbohydrate metabolic process. Gene Ontology annotation, molecular function: carbohydrate binding; hydrolase activity, hydrolyzing O-glycosyl compounds. The transcript has 8 exons.
CAAACACUGAAGAUCAUAUCUAUUUAGAUGAUUCGAUAUCGGUAAUAAGUUGCAGCCGAGGGAAUCCCAAAAAACAACAGGCGUAAUUUACAUGACCAUGACGAACAAGAAAAGCAUAAAGGAAGGGGCAAGGAAAGUGAUGUGGAGGAAAUAUCAGUAUAUGGAUCAUUGAACGCGCGAUGCACAUAUAUGUCGACUUUUUUUUAAUACUGUGCGACCUCGGUGCUUGAUAAAUAUCGCGUCUGCAACGUCAAGAAUUGGUAAUCGUGAACAUGCUCUCCCGCGGAACCGAUCGUGCGAUAGUUCGACUAAUUUUCGCACUAGCAUGCAUACUCACGAGAUCGGUGUUUUCCUACGUGCUACCGGAUCCAACUUUUGAGGUGUUGAAGCCGCAAGGUCUUCGAGUCUCUAUACCUGAUGCACCGGGUUUAAGAAUAUUCGGAUUCCACGCCAACAUCAAUAAAACAAUUCGCAAUAAUGAAUACGGUCAGAUCGCCGGUAACGUCUAUUUAGCAACAGAUGGCCGUUGGACUUUUGAAGAUCCGGACGUAGCCAUAAAAAACAAAGAUGUACUUCAUUAUUGGAUUUAUGCGCAAGUCGACGAAAUUCAUCACAAAAGAGAUAACCAAAGAUGGACAUAUUCCCCAAAGGAAGAUCAAGAAGUUGACAGUCAAGAAACUACCCAAAGUUCUUCAAACUACGAAAUUCCAACAGAGGGCCGAUUAUUACUCGAAGAUAAUUUCAAUUUUUUUAACGAAUCAUUAUGGAAACGCGAGAUAAAAAUGCCAUUAGAACCGGACUAUGAAUUUUGCGUAUAUCACAAUCAAAACCAUGAACAACUUAUGCAAGUUCGUGAUGGUCAUUUAUUCAUAAAGCCGAUUAUAUUGGAAGAUUAUUACGGCGAGAACGCAACCGCAUAUGGAAAAUUGCAACUUAAUGGAUGUACUAGCAUGGUUACUGUUGAAUGUACGCGGCAGGCGUUAUCUUAUAGCAUUCUACCACCCGUUAUAUCCGCACGUUUUACUACGAAAGAACGUUUUGUUCUGCGAUAUGGAAAGAUCGAAAUACGUGCAAAGUUUCCCCAGGGCGAUUGGCUCUAUCCAGAAAUGUGGCUUGAGCCGCGAUAUUCUACUUACGGUCCAAACUACGAAAGCGGUCGUGUUCUUUUGGGUUUGACGCGCGGCAAUGAGAAUCUGGUGAAUGUAACAGACGUUUCGAAGAUCUAUGACACCAGAAGAUUGGAUUUUGGCGUGAGAGUAGGUGAAUCCCCUAAUAAGAUUCGAGAAAUACUCGUUACGAAGGUAAAUGAAUUUGGUCCACGGUGGACGGAAGAUUUUCAUGUGUACACGACGAUCUGGACCAACGAUGGUUUCACGUUUUUGGUCGACGGUGAAGAAGUUGGCCGAAUGAGCUGUGAUGAAGAGGAAUGGAUAAGUGGUCCUCACGCAGACAGAAAAUCUGCUCCGUUCGAUCAAGAAUUCUUUGUCACUCUCGGCGUCGGUGUAGGUGGAAUACGCGUGUUUCCGGAUGAUACGCUCAGUUCAGGAAUACGAAAACCAUGGAGAAACAUGGGUGUUAAGGCAAUGUUGAAUUUUUGGAACUCUCGAAACCAAUGGCUACCAAGUUGGAGACGAAACAAUGGCAAUAAGACUGCGUUUGUAAUAGAUUAUGUCAAAGUUUGGGCUCUUUGAAUCAAUGUUUGAAUUAAUAUAUGUAUAUGAUCCUUCAUUUUUUAAUUAUAUCUAUCAUUUUUAAAAUA